UAAUGUGUUCAAACACUACUAUAACUUACAACCACAGAAACCCAGCUAGAAAACAGCUUCCUUUACACAAUGGCAGCCUCAACCAUGGCUCUUUCCUCCCCCUCUCUCGCCGGAAAGGCGGUGAAACUCAGCCCCUCAGCCCCUGAGCUCAUGGGCAACGGCCGUGUCUCCAUGCGUAAAACUGUCAAGCCUGGUCCAUCUGGAAGCCCAUGGUACGGCCCAGACAGAGUUAAGUACUUGGGCCCAUUCUCCGGUGAGCCCCCGAGCUACUUGACCGGAGAGUUCCCCGGUGACUACGGUUGGGACACUGCUGGGCUUUCAGCUGACCCAGAAACCUUUGCCAAGAACCGUGAGCUUGAGGUCAUCCACUGCAGAUGGGCCAUGUUGGGUGCUCUAGGAUGUGUUUUCCCUGAGCUUUUGGCCCGCAACGGUGUCAAAUUCGGUGAGGCCGUGUGGUUCAAGGCUGGAGCCCAGAUCUUCAGCGAGGGUGGACUUGACUACUUGGGCAACCCAAGCUUGAUCCACGCUCAGAGCAUCUUGGCCAUCUGGGCAUGCCAAGUGAUCUUGAUGGGUGCCGUCGAGGGUUACAGAAUUGCCGGUGGGCCACUCGGAGAAGUGACCGACCCAUUGUACCCAGGUGGAAGCUUUGACCCAUUGGGUUUGGCUGAUGACCCAGAGGCUUUCGCUGAGCUCAAGGUUAAGGAAAUCAAGAACGGUAGGUUGGCUAUGUUCUCCAUGUUCGGUUUCUUCGUUCAGGCCAUUGUUACCGGAAAGGGACCAUUGGAGAACUUGGCUGACCACCUUGCUGACCCCGUCAACAACAAUGCCUGGGCAUACGCCACCAACUUCGUCCCCGGAAAGUGAGCAUAGAGUCACAGAGAGUGGAUUUUAGUUUGUUCUGUUUGUUUGAUGUGAUGUAAAUUAAAUUAAUGGGAAGCUUAUUUUGAACGUUGAUUCCUGUGAAA
Messenger RNA from Pistacia vera, 965 nucleotides. Its product is annotated as chlorophyll a-b binding protein of LHCII type 1. The record is from RefSeq and is a predicted model, not a curated record. Gene Ontology annotation, biological process: response to light stimulus; photosynthesis, light harvesting in photosystem I. The transcript has a single exon. The coding region runs from base 70 to 864 and encodes 264 amino acids. Lineage: Eukaryota; Viridiplantae; Streptophyta; Magnoliopsida; Sapindales; Anacardiaceae. Gene Ontology annotation, cellular component: chloroplast envelope; chloroplast thylakoid membrane; plastoglobule.